Molecule: messenger RNA, 2011 nt
Organism: Eucalyptus grandis
Lineage: Eukaryota; Viridiplantae; Streptophyta; Magnoliopsida; Myrtales; Myrtaceae
Product: ACT domain-containing protein ACR4
Exons: 7
Coding region: 399-1763 (454 amino acids)
Source: RefSeq, a predicted model, not a curated record
AAGGGCGGCUGGUGCGAUCUGCUCUUUUAUUAUCAGGAGUCCCUCCAAGAAACUCUUCGUCCAACGCAAGAGCCACCGCCAUCCGACGCGCCCGCUCGCCAUACAUAGAAAAAAGGCGUGAAACGACGCAAAAGGCAAACGCCCCGUUCGGGAUUUCGGAAUGGCGUGUGUUAAAUUCGCAACGAGUUGACAGACAAAGAGAGAGAGAGAGAGAGAGGAGAGGGGGGAGACAGAGUUUGGACAGAGGAGGCGCAGGGCAGAACCCGUGCAAGAACCUCUCGCGCGCGUGUUCCCUCUUCUCUCUCUUUCUCUGUUCGUUCGGCGGCGCUUGGUUCUUCCUCUUUCUCUCUCUCUCUCUCUCGGUCUCUCUUCCUUCUUCUGGGUUUUGUUCGGGAAGAAUGGAUUGCUGGACGUCUCCUCUCGCCCUGGACGACGAGUUUGAGAAACUCGUUCUCAGAAUGAACCCGCCCAGGGUUGCGGUUGAUAAUGCUUCCAGCAAAAAGGCCACUCUGCUCAAGGUUGAUAGCGCGAAUAAGCGUGGGAGCUUAUUAGAGGUGGUUCAGGUCCUGACGGAUAUGAAUCUCAUAAUUCGCCGCGCCUAUAUUUCUUCUGAUGGGGAGUGGUUUAUGGAUGUGUUUUACGUGACGGAUCAGAAAGGGAACAAGCUUUCUGAAGAUGAUGUUGCUGAACGGAUUCAGCAGUCGCUGGGCCCCAGAAUACGGAGUUUUCGUUCCUUGAGGAGCUCUGUUGGUGUCCAAGCUGCCGCGGAAAACACGACUAUUGAACUGACGGGGAGAGACCGGCCGGGCUUGCUUUCGGAGGUUUUUGCUGUUCUGGCCAACCUAAAAUGUAAUGUAGUGGCUGCUGAAGUCUGGACCCACAAUUCGAGGAUGGCGUCUGUCGUCUAUAUCACUGAUGAAGAGUCCAGUUUGCCAAUUGACGAUCCCGAUCGCCUUGCUAAGAUAAAGCAGCUGCUCCUGUUUGUGUUGAAGGGCGACAGAGAUAAGAACAGUGCAAAUACCGCUGUCACGGUGGGCUCCACUCACACCGAGAGGAGGCUCCAUCAGUUGAUGUACGCAGAUCGCGAUUAUGACAUGGAUGGUGUGGACGGAGGAUCUGCGGGAGAACAGAGCAAACUCUCUGUAACGGUUGACAACUGCAUGGACAAGGGAUAUACCGUUGUGAACUUGAGAUGCCAGGAUCGCCCUAAACUAAUCUUUGAUACGGUGUGCACAUUGACAGAUAUGGAUUAUGUUGUGUACCACGGGACUGUCAUUGCCGAGGGACCUGAGGCUUAUCAGGAAUACUACAUCAGGCACAUGGAUGGUUCCCCGAUUAGUUCUGAGGCAGAGAGGCAAAGGGUGAUUCAUUGCUUGGGUGCUGCUAUUAAGAGGAGAACUUCUGAGGGAAUAAAACUAGAACUCUGUUGUCCUGACAGAGUUGGCCUUCUGUCCGAUGCGACUCGAAUAUUUAGAGAAAAUGGCCUGUCAGUUACUCGGGCUGAGGUUACCACUAGGGGAUCGCAAGCUGUGAAUACGUUCUAUGUGACUGAUUCCUCUGGUAAUCCAGUCAAGAGCGAGAUAAUCGAGUCUGUCCGGAAACAGAUUGGCGUGGCGAUACUUCAGGUUAAAGAUGAAUCCUACUCGCAGUCUCCACCACAAGACACUGGUAAAUUCUCUCUGGGCAACCUCUUCCGGUCACGGUCGGAGAAGUUCCUUUACAAUCUGGGCUUAAUAAAAUCAUGUUCGUUAGAGGCAAUUUAGGAAGAAUGUACCUUGUCUGUAGUGCCGGUAGGCAGUAGGAUGAUUCAUGACCACAUUGCAUCAACCAUAAUUGAUCCGGGUCGGGGGUUAAAGUGUGUAGAAUCAUAAAAAUUGGCUUGUAAAGUACCCUGUACAUAGUUCUCUUUAGCAGCAUCUGUUGCUGUAGGGAAGGAUGUUGUAAAUAAUAUUAGUUCCCCAACUUUGGUCAAUCAUUCAAUCCAAGUCUUGUUUACUGGUUUCUCUCGAUA